Molecule: messenger RNA, 1827 nt
Organism: Dufourea novaeangliae
Lineage: Eukaryota; Metazoa; Arthropoda; Insecta; Hymenoptera; Halictidae
Gene: Caf1-55
Product: probable histone-binding protein Caf1
Exons: 5
Coding region: 94-1377 (427 amino acids)
Biological process (GO): regulation of gene expression
Cellular component (GO): nucleus; ESC/E(Z) complex; NuRD complex
Molecular function (GO): histone binding
Source: RefSeq, a predicted model, not a curated record
GAUGAAAUCCGGCUGGGCUUCGCGGCUUUUUGGCGGGUUAAAGGUUUUGUCAGUAUUUUACUUGUUAUUUGAAAGAUUUAACAAAACGUGAGGAUGGGAGAUAAAGACGGCGAAACAUUCGACGAUGCCGUGGAGGAAAGAGUUAUCAACGAAGAAUACAAAAUAUGGAAGAAAAAUACUCCCUUUUUAUACGACCUCGUGAUGACACACGCUCUCGAAUGGCCUUCCCUGACUGCUCAAUGGCUGCCCGACGUAACCAGACCAGAGGGAAAAGAUUACUCUGUGCACCGUCUUAUUUUGGGUACACAUACCUCAGAUGAGCAGAAUCAUUUGCUCAUCGCUAGCGUUCAAUUGCCAAACGAAGAUGCUCAGUUUGACGCGUCGCAUUACGACAAUGAGAAAGGUGAAUUUGGUGGAUUUGGGUCGGUUAGCGGGAAGAUAGAGAUCGAAAUAAAGAUAAAUCAUGAAGGAGAAGUAAACAGGGCACGGUACAUGCCGCAAAAUCCUUGUGUUAUCGCCACCAAGACACCUUCCAGCGACGUUCUCGUCUUCGAUUACACAAAACAUCCUAGUAAACCGGAUCCGAAUGGCGAGUGUCAACCUGACCUGAGACUGAGGGGACAUCAGAAGGAAGGCUACGGCCUGUCGUGGAAUCCCAACCUCAACGGAUAUUUGUUAAGCGCGUCCGAUGAUCACACGAUCUGUUUGUGGGACAUUAACGCGCCGCCGAAAGAAAAUCGUGUUAUAGACGCGAAAACGAUAUUCACCGGCCACACCGCUGUCGUCGAAGAUGUGGCAUGGCAUUUGUUGCACGAAUCUUUGUUCGGCUCGGUGGCGGACGACCAGAAGUUAAUGAUUUGGGACACAAGGUGUAACAAUACAAGCAAACCAAGUCAUACGGUCGAUGCUCAUACCGCGGAAGUGAAUUGUUUAAGUUUCAAUCCAUACUCAGAGUUCAUCCUCGCGACCGGAAGCGCUGAUAAAACGGUAGCACUCUGGGAUCUGAGAAAUCUGAAGCUGAAACUCCAUUCUUUCGAGUCUCAUAAGGACGAAAUCUUUCAAGUUCAGUGGUCGCCGCAUAACGAAACUAUACUGGCAAGUAGCGGUACGGAUAGGCGUCUGCAUGUAUGGGAUCUCAGUAAGAUUGGCGAAGAACAGUCCAGCGAAGAUGCCGAAGACGGUCCACCCGAGUUGCUGUUUAUACACGGUGGCCAUACCGCCAAAAUCAGCGAUUUUUCAUGGAAUCCAAACGAACCGUGGGUCAUAUGUUCAGUGUCGGAAGAUAAUAUAAUGCAGGUGUGGCAAAUGGCAGAAAACAUUUACAACGACGAAGAACCGGACACGCCUGCGAGCGAACUCGAAGCUGGUGCUUCAUAAUGCGUAAGAACUAAUCAAUUAAAUUAUUUGAUCAUGAAACUUUCCAAGGAUCCAUGCGGUCUCACCCACGUGAAAUCGAUCAUUCGUGCUCUAGUGUAAGGAAGACGUUAAUAUGAAUUUGUACGUUAAAACGAAAAGAACAUCAGGAAGCAAUAAUGUCUAUUUUUACUACCGAUCUUGACGCCCGUUUAUACAUACACUCUAAGAUCGUUAAGGUACAGAUUGGAGAAGGCUUCUCCGAACGCAGCUGCAAUUCCUCCGCAUUCGUUGGGCUCGUCUAAUUCCAUCAGGCUGUUCCCUGCUGAAAUAUACACACGUGAUGGUAGACAAGAGCGUGUCUCAGUUGAUGCUCUAUGCCUUUGGCGUCCCGUAUUGUAGGUAUUAAAAAAUUAAUCGUGGUCUCGCGAUCGCGUUAAAUUCGACUGUUUUCAAUAAAGGAUAAACGACACA